UACAAAUUCUCUCUACUAGAUUCCAAGAAUUUGUCGUAAUGUUAUGGGACUUUCCUAGAAAGUUCAGCAUUGUUUAUCAGCAUAAGAAUCCUUCGUGCGCAGCCAGUAUUUCAUAUUAUUGUUAGAAUUGAGGUACAAGCAGUCUUGUAAUCAGCAGAAGCAUGGCAGAGGACUUCAAUACGGAAUCCAGUUUAGUUUUCGUCGAUGCUGAAGGACAACAAGAUGAUUCGAGCAUCGAAGUUGUUAACUCGAGCCACGAAAAAGAAGAAGAAAACAAUGACGCAAGAGGAGAUAGGGAAGAUAUUAUUAAGGCUAAGGAGCUUCCGACCAAGACCGUCGGAGGAUUGUUUUACAAUAACCAGGAAAACUUGGAUACACACAGAAAUGUCGUCAUGUCUAAACCAGCCUUGGAUGAAAAAAUUCAAGAAUCAAUUGCCACACUGAGUGAAAUCAUCCAGAAUCCAGGAUUUGAAGCCCUCCAUCCUGUUGGUAUUGAAGUUAGAGACCUUUUAUGUGGUGCCAUCAAGUAUGCGAACGAGAACUCUACAUCACUCAAAGCUGCCCGAGAGAUGCUGCAGAAAGCCUUAGCAAUGUAUGAAGAGGCCUGCAAAAGUGCUGCAGAUAAAUUUGAGCUUUCUGAUGAAAGUACCAAUGCUUUGGCUGAGUACAAGAGGAUGGAAAGAGAACGAAUGGAAAAGCUCAUAAAAAGCAUGAGGCUGGCAGAAUCAGAAGCACAGAGAGAAGAAGGAGUCAAGAUAAUUGAAAAGAGUAUUGAAGCAGCAAAGAUAGACACAGGAAGAGUAAUUGCUCGGCAGAGGAAAGAGGAACAGCAUCAAGUGUUGGCCAAGUUCAAAGAAGAAAAGCAAGACAUUGAGAAUGAAGGGGACAGUAACCUGAGUGAAUUGCACUUGAUGAGUGACAACUGUGAAUCAGAUAUUACAAUUAUUGAUGACCGUUAUCAAAAGGAGAUUGAAGCAGCCUGGGAACAACAGGAUGAUGACGAUGAUGCAGGCAGCCUUAACUCCCUGGAAAGCUACUAGACGUACCUUCCAACAACAGAAAUCUAAUGAUCUGAAAGUCUUAAGCUUAACUAAAGCACUCACUUCGGCCAUUUGUAGAACUGGUUUGAUUAUAUAUGUUUAUAUAUGUAAUCUAUAACUGACCGCUGACCAUUGUCAGAGGGCUCAUUCAUCGUUUUAAGUAAUUUGCUUGUUCUUCUAAGUAUACAUAACUAUUAAGACUAGAUAAGAAUAGCCUAAGAAUUAGCUAUCUAAGUUUGAGGCAAAGCUUGGGUCGAGUUUACAUUGCAGUGUAAAACAAAUUCGAAGUAAGAAAAUCGUAUAUGUAAUCGUUAUAGAGCAGGUGCGUGUUACGUUGUUGCCGCCAUCUCGGUUGACGAUAACAAAGCAUUCUUCAUUAGCUUAUCUUGUUAGAUCAACCAAGAUUGCAGCUGUUUCAUAGUUAUUCAUAUCUCGCAAAGAAUUUUGAGUCGCAUGGUUGCACACACUAUAUAGAAAGAAAAAGAGGGUAAGAUUCUAUUGUUUUAGUUUGCAAUUUUUGCAAUCGUAUGGCAUAGAUCCAUAGAUCGGAUGGGGUACUGGGAAAGACGGGGGGGGGGGGUGUGUGGUUGGUUGGAGAGAUUAUGACAAUAUCAUAUCAUAAAAAGCGUCAAUAAAAUUAUCUUCAGUCUUAA
Messenger RNA from Actinia tenebrosa (Australian red waratah sea anemone), 1693 nucleotides. RefSeq lists its product as uncharacterized. Lineage: Eukaryota; Metazoa; Cnidaria; Anthozoa; Actiniaria; Actiniidae. The record is from RefSeq and is a predicted model, not a curated record.